UAUAUAUAUAUACAUAUAUAUAUAUAUGUAUGUGUGUGUGUGUGUGUGUGUGUGUGUGUGAGAGUGAGUGAGUGUGUAUGUGAGAGUGAGUGAGUGAGUGUGUGUGAAGGGGAGAGAGAGCGAGAGAGAGCGAGAGAGAGAGAGAGAUCCAGCAGCCAGUGUAGAGUAAAGUGUGAUUCGAGGAUGGAUGCAAUACCGUGCUGUCUCGCUUUCCUGCUUCUGUUCUUUAACGCUUGGAUUCACCAAUCUGAAGCCUUACAAUGCUACUGUCACCGCUGCCCGAACUCGACGUGCACCACGGACGGUCUGUGCUACUUCGCCAUCACCAAGUCAGCCAGUGGGAUUAAGAAGGAAAGCUGGUGUAUCGGCGACAAUGAGCUGAUCCCACGCGACCGGCCCUUCGUCUGCGCACCGUCCACCAGGGACAACACGGGCGUCUACCCCAUGUGCUGCAACACGGACUGGUGCAACAAGAACCCCAACCUCAGCAUCGUUCCAGGUCCGACAGAGAAGCCUUCCUCGCUGGGUCCCGUGGCUCUAGCGGCUGUGAUCGCUGGGCCCGUGUGCCUGCUCUGCUUCGUGCUGGUCACUGUGUUCUACGUGUGCCACAGCCGCUCGGUCAUCCACCACCGCGUGCCUAAUGAGGAAGACCCAUCCAUGGACCACCCGUUCAUCACCGUGGGCACCACGCUCAAAGACCUCAUCUACGACAUGACCACAUCCGGAUCAGGCUCUGGUCUCCCGUUGCUGGUGCAGAGGACCAUUGCCAGAACCAUCAUCCUGCAGGAGAGCAUCGGGAAAGGCCGCUUUGGGGAAGUGUGGAGGGGAAAGUGGAGAGGAGAGGAAGUGGCAGUGAAGAUCUUCUCCUCUCGGGAGGAGCGCUCCUGGUUCCGUGAGGCUGAAAUCUAUCAGACGGUCAUGCUGCGUCAUGAGAACAUCCUGGGCUUCAUCGCUGCUGAUAAUAAAGAUAAUGGAACAUGGACCCAGCUGUGGUUGGUGUCAGAUUACCACGAGCACGGCUCCCUGUUUGACUACUUGAACAGAUACACAGUGACCGUGGAGGGCAUGAUCAAGCUGUCCCUGUCCACCGCUAGCGGCCUGGCUCAUCUGCACAUGGAGAUCGUAGGAACACAAGGCAAACCAGCUAUCGCUCACAGAGAUCUGAAAUCCAAGAACAUUUUGGUGAAGAAGAACGGCACAUGCUGCAUCGCAGACCUUGGUUUGGCCGUGCGCCAUGACUCGGCCACAGACACCAUCGAUAUCGCCCCCAACCACCGAGUGGGUACCAAAAGGUACAUGGCCCCUGAGGUCCUUGACGAUUCAAUAAAUAUGAAACAUUUUGAGUCAUUCAAGCGAGCAGAUAUCUACGCCAUGGGCUUAGUCUUCUGGGAAAUAGCAAGCAGAUGCUCGAUUGGAGGCAUUCACGAAGACUACCAGUUGCCGUAUUACGAUCUGGUGCAGUCAGAUCCGUCAGUGGAGGAAAUGAGGAAGGUGGUGUGUGAGCAGAAAUUGCGGCCCAACAUUCCCAACAGAUGGCAGAGCUGUGAGGCUCUGCGGGUGAUGGCGAAGAUCAUGCGAGAAUGCUGGUAUGCCAACGGAGCUGCUCGCCUCACCGCCCUGCGCAUCAAGAAGACGCUCUCUCAGCUCAGCCAGCAGGAGGGGAUUAAAAUGUAGGCCUGCGCUCCGGAAGAGCUACACACCUUGGCAUAUUAUUAUUAUUUUUGUUUCUUUGUUUUUUCAAAUAUCUGUUCAUUAUAAAAGUCAUGCUCAUUUUUCUGAUUAUCCAUGAUUAUUGCAUUACAACUUUGCGUCCUCCAUGCGUGAGGGAGAAAACGAGAGGGAGGACAUGAGGACUAAGAAUGAAGGCUUGUUUGGAUUUUUUUUUCUUUAGCUUUGAAUGGUUGACUUUAGCCAGUGAAGGUCAUUUAAUGGUCAGGUACAUUUUUUUCCUGGUAGUCUUGGAGAGAUGAGAUUUGCUGGAGACAUAUCUCUAUAGGGAAUUUGCACCUUGUGUUUUCUCUCUUUCCUCAACACUUGUUUUUUUUUCUAACUUAUUUUUUGCUUUGGGUUUUUUUCCCAACAAACUGGACAUGACCUCAUUCAGUCUUGGCAAACAUGCUGCAACAUAUGCAAUAUAGAGAAAUCCUAUCCUAUAUUUUAUAUCUUGAUAUGAUCUGUUACUACGGCAACAGUUACAACAGCUUCAACAGCUACAAUGGCAUCCGUGCCCUCCAAGCCAGGUGUUACCGGAAAGUGCCACUGCUUUAAACCAACGUUCCCUCAUGCCGUGGCUCGGCCCCUUUACCUUUCGCUGUCCGUCUAAACGAAAGAGAACGCGAGAAUGAGUGCUACCGUCACAGGCUCGCGGACAAGUCUGUCAUGGCGUCCGUCUUUAUUAUGCACACGCAGCGAACGUUAGCAAGGGGCCACCACACACAACAUGCUGGUGCCAUUUCUUCGGUUUUACAUCAUCUUUAUCCUUUUCAUCAUCAUCUUCAAUGCAGCACAGAGGGACAUUUCAGCUCAGACCUCAGUUCAUCUCCAGUAAAGCUGAUCACCAGUCCGUGUUGCUGAAUGGCAGCUGAGGAUUGGCUGUCGCAUGUUCGCUCCUCCCUGACACAAUGAUCUGGAAAGAGGAUGCUCUGAGACCUAACGUGGCCACGUCGGCCUCUUUUCGUUCCCCGGAAUGCACUCUCUUUUAUUCCUAACUGAAACACAGAUUUGGAUAAACUGAGCUACUCUCACAGACUGGCGCUUUAAUGCAGAAGACUGGAUGAAAAUUUAAAAAAAAAAAAAAAAAAGAAGAAGAAGAAAUAGAAAAAAGAACCUAUGAGCAGUAUGACUAAAUAAAAACUCAUUGCAAUGUUUGAAGUUGAACACAUCAGCAUUACUCAAGUUGCCGUGUAAAAAAAAAUGGUCUUUCUUAUGGUACUUUUUGUUUUCAGUGUUGCAAAGAUGAUGGAGUAUAUUCAUUUAUCUAUAUAGCAAAUAGAUCUUUACUAAGCCAUAGAUUUUCCAACAUUUUAUGGCAACUCUUUUUUUUUUGUGUGUGUAGAAUGUAACUUUUAAGAAAAAUCCUGUUGACUGCUUCAGAUCUCCAUUGAGCAAGCCUUAAGGGACCAAUAGCAUUGGAUGUUCCUCUUUUGUUAAAAAAAAAAAACAACAAAAAAACAACAAAAAAAAAAAAAACAAGUGAUGUUUCAAAUAAUUGUCCUUAAACAGUAGGGUUAAUGUUCUGUAUAACGGAAGGAUUAAAUGUAGCAACAAAUCUGGCAGUUUUGUUUCUUAUAUCUGUCGAAGGAUGUCCUUUUUGCCACACAAAUAAGCUUACAGUCAGAAAGGCAAACCCGAACGAGAUUCGUUAUCACAUUUUAAAGCGUCUUUGUGCCGCGCUGUUGUAGGUAAAAGUACGAUGGGUUAGUGUGAACUACCAUGAAAUUGAUUAUUUUCCAAUAACAGCACAUCGUGAUGGGUUUCAUUCCUCAUAUAAAACAGCAAUUUGCCACGAUUACAAUUUUUUUACUACACGUCAUACUUUGUAUUCGUUUAUAGUUACAUUUUAUGUUACAACCUGGUUUGUGUUAGUCAUACGGGAAAAAAAAACCCAAACCGGAAAGCCCUCCGUCUGAAGACUUUCUUGGUACAGCUUUACCUCUGACUGUUACACAGUGCUGACACUGGAGUCUCCUUUCAAAAAAUGCUAAAUAAACACAUCACCACAUGUUUCAUUUUUUCAAUCCAUUUAUAUUGAGCAUCCACGAUACAAGUCACUGUAUAGAAACGAAAGCAUAUUCGGACAAUUAUGUUAACUUUGUAGCCAGCACUACUGUCCGAGUAGCUGUUAUAGAAAAUAAAUCAACACCUUCUGAUCAGAAUUGAGCGUUCAGCAGUGCUGUGUUAUAAUCCAAAUUAUAAAAUGUAUUGUUUGGAUGAUUGAGGAAUGUCCACUUUAUCUAAAGCAUCCAUUUUAAGGCUUUAGUGCUGGUUGAAGCAUGGUACUUAGCAUGCUCAUCAUGUUUUGUCUGUUUUAUUUGUCUGAUGCUUUUUUUUGGCACUUUAGAGUGAAACAUAAUUAACACCCAGUGGCCAAGAUGGCCUCUGAAUAGCAUGGCAUGUUAACAGUGCAUUCCUGUACUGUGAUUAUACAGAUUAUAUACAAGCUUUUAUACCCUUCAGCCAAAACAUGGGGAGGGGGAAGGGAAUAAUCUUUCAUUAGACACAACACACUGUGCAUGUUUAUUAGUGUGGCAAAUGGAUGUUAAUUUGUGUUGCUUCUUUUCACUGGUCAGAAAUUUGGAUCGAUUGUGUCUUAAGGCAAAAUGGCUACAUUUUUUUUUGCCUCUGUACAGGAGCAAAAAAAGGAUUUCAGUUCUCACAAUGAUUGGUAAUUUAGUUUGCAGGAUUUGAAUAGAACAACUUUCAGAUCGAGGCCCAUUCCUGAAAUCUUUGUCAUUCCACAGUGCUUUUAAAAUAUGUAGGACAACCUUUCAAAUGUCAAAGUAAAAUUCGGAAAAUGCUUUUAACAGAAAGCACGCUUGAUUUUUUUUUUCUUUUUGUCAUUCUUCUCUCCUCAGGUUUUGCUCGAUUUGGUUAUUUGCACAUGUGGAGUGCUUCCACACUCCACAUAUGCAAAUAUGUAUGAUAUGCAUGUAUGAAAUAUCAAUUCACUCAUUUUAGAUAAAAGUAUAAGACCAUAUUCAGGGUUUUUUUUUUCCUAACUGGCAUACAUGCAAUGAAUUUUAUUACGUUUUUGGUUAGAGGACACAGAUUUCCCUUUUCUGCUCCAGUACACUUUUGUUUCCCCCCCCCCCCCGAAAUUAAUUCCUGUUAUAUGCUGAGAAACGUCCUGAGUGGAGUAAAUGUAUAAUGGAGGAAGUGUGUAUAAAUAUGUACAUUGUAAAUAAGUAUCUAAGUGUAUGUAACUUGUCUGCUAGCUUGGUGGCCCUAAGGCACGUACAAUUGGUCAAGAAAAAUUGGACAGCUGAAGUUAAAGUGAACCCAGUAUGGUCAAGGAUAGAGCACAUCCCCUCCAGAAGGUAUUAUAUCAUACAGCCUAAAAGGGAAGAAAAUGAGAUUUUGGUCAUUUAUUAUUGCUAAGGUCCAUCAAAGGCGAGUGUAAUCAUACUUUCUGGGAAAUUUAUUUCAUCGUGCCACUGCAGACGUUCCUGGGCCUACGUGCAUUUUUCGUCCGACACAUUUCUGUCUUAAAUCACCAGCAGCCUUUUUUUCUUUACGGAUUCAGCAGUGACCUAUUUAGACGCGAAAACAUGCAUAUCCAGGUAUUUCCUCACAGUGACAUGCAGGUAUCCUCCUGGCCUUGACAGGUCAAACCACACCAGCUAUGACUUUUAACAGGAAAUCCAUACCGCUGCACCUCCGGUUCCAUGCGAGCGGGUGAGAGCGAGAGGACUCUCUCUAUAACACUUGCUCCCUCACUGCAUACCGUCUUGUAGCUAGGAGAUUUUUCAUAUAUUUAACGUCAUAUUAUGUACAGUAGGAAGGCAUGGGCUGUUCGGACAGGCUCCUCGACCUCUCUCCCGCUCUUUUGCUCUCGAUGUCACUUACUUCUGUGCCUCCAAACCCAUCUGCACCCUUGAACAUGGGCGAGGAUACACUCAUCCCGGGUGAUUUUAACCGACAGUGUUUUCAUUAGGGGUCCUGUUAUGUGGCCCAGACUCCUGCACAACCGUCUGCUGAUAAAUUGCUGUGUGUUUGCUCUUUUUAUGAUGCAUUAUGCAGCUUUUCCAUGCAACCAUGCACAGAUAUUUGCACAAAAGACUAACUCAGUUUAACUCAUGCCUUUUUUUUUUUUUGAAGUGGAAUAAUUCUGGAAAGGUAAAUGUCUCUCCUGAAUGCAGCAGACGUGAACGUAAACUUUAAACUCGACAUUCCCACCAAUUGGUGUGCCACCAAUUAGAGCACGACUCGCUGAGCAAUUUCAAUAAAGGUCAUGCAUAUGCCGAAGAGGUCGUACAGACGGGUUAGUGAGUUAUGCAAAUGUGUACGGCGACACAGUCCUCAGGCUUUCUACUGGCAAUUGCCAAGUUAUUUAUUACAGUUCGAUUCUUUAUCUAUGCCAACAUCCAGACACUGUGAGAAAGAUCCUGGAGGGACGGUGGCCCGGUAGCACCAAAAAUCAUGUGAGUAGGUAAUGAAACAGUGGAGCUGAUUUGAUUUGAAGGAAAUGGACCGGCGUGGAGAAAGCAGGAGUCUGGGUCAUUAAAGGACCGCGGAGCCAACCAAGGUGCUUUUUCAUUCUGUGUGUGUGUGAGUGUGUGUGUGUGUGUGUGCACGCCUGUGUGUGCGCACUCGUGUGUGUGUGUGCGUACAUUAUGGAAAGGCAGAAGAAAGCUUUAUCAAGUUUUAUUUGGUGCCUAAGUUUGACUAUAUUGUGUUUUGUAUUCCAUGUAGAAUGAUGCACUGCAUGCGACUGAUUUCUAAUGUUUGCAUCAUUUUGGUUUUUAAGGAAAUUCUUAAAAGAAGAAAAAAAGGUGAAAGGCUUAAUUAGUUUAAAAAAAAAAAAAGGUCAGAAAGUAAUCCAGAGGAAAAAAAAUACCUCCUUCAAAGACCAAUGUAUUUUUACCUCACUGUAUAUAUUCUAUUUGUUUACUUCAAGUUUGCAAAUUUGUUUCUAUGAAAUGCUAAAUUGAAGAAUUCACAUUUUGUGUCAGUGGUACAUUUAUGUGGCAUUGUGUUGUUCUUGUGUCUAAAUGAACUGUUCUUUUUUUUUUUUUUUUUUUUUUUGAACCAUCAUCUGUACUUUAUUUCUCGUUCUGUUCUGUUCUUUAGUUCUUAAGUGCUUUAUCAGACCAUGUAUUUUAAUGCCUCUUUCUCAAUUGUGUAGAAAAUGCAUUAUGGGCCUUUUUGUAAAAAAAAAAAGAAAAAAAAAGUCCGAGCUGGUCAGUAGUGAUUGGUGGCAGAGAGAGCUCUCAUUAAGGCUUUGUGGCCCACUUGAUUUUUAAAGCAUUAUUUAUAGACUUUUUAUAGUGUGUACAGAAGUACAAAUGAACAACAUAGGAACGUAGGGGAGUGACGCUGAUGUGCCAUUCUAACAUAGUGGACUAGAAAUGAGUGUGAAUAAAAAAAAUUCAAAUUUC
This is a messenger RNA of Pangasianodon hypophthalmus (striped catfish), 7097 nucleotides long. RefSeq names its product transforming growth factor, beta receptor 1 b (gene tgfbr1b). The transcript has 9 exons. Gene Ontology annotation, molecular function: activin binding; SMAD binding; transforming growth factor beta receptor activity, type I. Lineage: Eukaryota; Metazoa; Chordata; Actinopteri; Siluriformes; Pangasiidae. The record is from RefSeq and is a predicted model, not a curated record. Gene Ontology annotation, biological process: cellular response to growth factor stimulus; nervous system development; protein phosphorylation. Bases 184 to 1674 code for a protein of 496 amino acids. Gene Ontology annotation, cellular component: activin receptor complex; plasma membrane.